AUGGCCAGCGGCAUCUACGUGACCUGGCAGUCGCCGGACGAGCGCGAGUGCUGUCGGAUCCAGAGCAACUCCUCCUGCCUCUGCGGCCACGCGCUGAAAUCCCACGACGCGCCCAAGGGCGGCGGCGCGCGCCUCCGGCCGCCCGGCUGCUCCAAGUGCGGCUGCUCGCGGUUCCGCUACGCGCCGACGAGGCCCGAGGAGUGCGGCCAGUGGUGGCUGCCCCGACGCAAGGACUUCGACGUCAAGGCCUGGCGCGCGCGCGUGCGCAAGAAUCCCCAGGACUACGCCUGCCUGAACUGCGACCAAAAAGUGUCGGACCACGAGGCCGUCUUCGAGACGGAGCGCGCGCGGCGCGACGCGGGACGUCCCGUGCGCGAGGCCUUCGCGCCCCUCGCGUCGACGCCGGAGCUCCAGGCGCUCGUCCUC
Messenger RNA from Aureococcus anophagefferens, 426 nucleotides. RefSeq lists its product as hypothetical. The annotation marks the transcript as partial. The record is from RefSeq and is a predicted model, not a curated record. The transcript has a single exon. NCBI's taxonomy places the organism in Eukaryota, Pelagophyceae, Pelagomonadales, Pelagomonadaceae.